AUGAUUGAAAGGGAAGUCUCCCCCCCGCCCCCCGCCCCUCCGCAGUCGACACUCCGUGUACUUUCUGCCCCGUACCACCGGGGAACCGAAAGCUUGUCAGAUGCAAAAGAAAACGGAUGGGGCGGGGGUGGGAGACCGGACUGCUGUGCAACACUCGCAGGCAACCUGGGAGAGCGCGGAGGGCGGGAGCAAGCCGCAGCGCCCCCUCCCCAACCUCCCCCGAGGCUGAAGCCUCCGCCCAGCUGCUGUGGGAGGGGGUGCUUCUGGGCGGAGGACAGGGGUGACCGCAGGCGGAUCCGCCGGCGUGGCGCGCUUCCCAGAGGAGAGGGGCAAGGGGCAGGGUUCCAGGAGACGUCCCUCGCGCUCCGGGCUGGAGAGCUCCGGAGACCGAACGGUGUCAAGGCCAGAGGAAGCUGCAGGGCGCGCUGCAAGGAGGCGAGCGCCGCCCGGCCUUGGCGCGCUGUGGGCGACUCCCAGGACGGCGCGGCCGGGACGCCGCGAGCCGUGGGGCGUCCGGAGGGUCCCGGAGGAGGACGGGGCACCAGAGUCAUACAGCCGUGCCAGCAGCAUGCCCUCGGCCUCCCGGGCUUUGUGAGGAGGUCUGAAGAUGGGGACAGGGGCUUGGGAGUACGGGGGCGCGGUGAAGAAGCCCACGGGAAAGAAAGUGAAAUAUGGGGACCAAGUUUAAAAAAAAAAAACCGCGCGAGAGAAGAGGCCAUUGCGAGUGGAAGAAGUGAGGUUAGCACAAGGGAAGGAAUCCUGAAACCAAGUCUCCGCGCAGCGCUCCGCCCGCCCGCAUCGCAGCGAGGCUCCGAUGUCCUCAACGAAAACAAAGUGGGCUCCGCACGGCUUUCCCCCAGGCGCGUGACCACCCGGACCUUCUUCCAAGAAAGACGAGCUGGAGGGUAUCGAAGGCGGAGGCAACUUCGAAAAGAGGUGCGGGGAGAAGGACCGGACAGAGGCCAGGGUUGCUGCACGUCCAUCCUCUCCGCCCCGGAGAAGCCUUCACAAAAGAGAAAUCCCUGCAAACAGAUUCAACUUCCCACCGAUUGGAAGCUGCUUUGCCACUGUUUUAUGUAAAAGCAAAGCGGGGAGUGCUCCUUCCUGAAAAAACCAGUGGUAAAGAGGAUGAAGGAAAUAAACUUAUGUUUGGAGUAUUAUCUAUCUCACACGAAGGAAAAUCAACAUGGGGCCACAAUGCUUUCCUCCUUUCCUCCACCUCACAAUUCCCUUUCCUGGCCGAAAGAAC
Messenger RNA from Cervus elaphus (red deer), 1249 nucleotides. RefSeq lists its product as uncharacterized. The transcript is spliced from 7 exons. The record is from RefSeq and is a predicted model, not a curated record. NCBI's taxonomy places the organism in Eukaryota, Metazoa, Chordata, Mammalia, Artiodactyla, Cervidae. The coding region runs from base 1 to 1080 and encodes 359 amino acids.